Messenger RNA from Cucurbita moschata (crookneck pumpkin), 925 nucleotides. Its product is annotated as high mobility group B protein 1-like. NCBI's taxonomy places the organism in Eukaryota, Viridiplantae, Streptophyta, Magnoliopsida, Cucurbitales, Cucurbitaceae. The record is from RefSeq and is a predicted model, not a curated record. The transcript is spliced from 8 exons. Bases 173 to 688 code for a protein of 171 amino acids.
CGAAUUCAACCCUGGUUCUUUUGAACUCUUUUGUUUCUUCUAUCACUCUCUCUCUCUCUCUCUCUCUCUGAGUCUUCGAAAUAUCUCUGUUGUUGAUUCUCUAUUCUCUAUUUCCUUUCCGAUUCCUUUUGGAUCGGACGGCUUGGUUCAUCGAAGGCAUUUGCCUUGCAUAAUGAAGAGGCCCAAGGGUAAGGGAACAUCAAGGGUCUCCAAAGAAGCUUUGAAGCCAGUGGAUGAUAGAAAGGUUGGGAAGCGAAAGGCUGCCAUCAAGGCUGACAAGGGUAUCAAACGACCGACAAAGAAAGAAUUGAAAGCCUUGAAAGAUCCCAACAAACCUAAGAGGCCUCCGAGUGCUUUUUUUGUCUUCCUUGAGGAGUUCAGACAGGAGUACAAGAGGGAAAAUCCUAAUGUGAAGGCAGUAUCUGCAGUCGGAAAAGCUGGAGGACAGAGGUGGCAAUCAUUGACUCAUGAUGAAAAAGCGCCCUAUGAAGCUAAGGCGGCUAAGAGGAAGGCUGAAUAUGAAAAGCUUAUGAGGGCAUACGACAGCAAGAAGGCUAGUGAAGCUGAUGACGAAGAAUUAGAGAGGUCGAAAUCUGAAGUGAACGGCGAGGAUGAGGCCAGUGAGGAGGAACAUCACGAAGACGAUGAGGAGGACGACGACGACGAAGAUGAUGAAGAGGAUGAUUAAAUUAGAAGCAACUUUCUAACAUUUGCAAUAGCCAACCCAGCUGCUAGAGGGAGGGAGUAGCUCAUGUAUGUUCAUAUCUUCAGUACUUGCGUGCUUUCUGUUCUUUUGUAUUUAUGUGCAAAUGAUAAAGUGUUGUAUGGCACUUCCGCAAUAUUACUGUUUAAAUGGUCUGCUCCACUCGCAUCGCCGUUGUCAUAAUUUGAUAAAAUCUUUGGCUAUUCUGGCCUUCUGAUAACC